AUGUCGAAAAAAGACCAGCUCUACGACAAGUGCGCCGAGCGCCCGCCCGGCACCAUCUUCUUCCAGGAGGACCUGUCGCUGUUCAACAUCGCCAAGGAUGUCGAGGAGCUGGUUCGCAUAUGCCAGGAGCUCGUUGACUCCCACCUCUUCGAGCUGCUGGAGAAGGGCCACAACAACUGGGAUCGCGUGCUGUGUUGGAGGCUGCGCUCCCGCGAAGAUGCCGCAAAGCUUCGUGGCAUGGAUCCGAAUGAGCGCUUGGUCUACUCGCACAUCUCGUCGGCCGAGGACCAGGGCAUGUGGACGCGCACCAUCAAGGCCAAGACAAACUUCCACCAGACCGUAAUCAACAAGGCCUUGAAGUCGCUCGAGGGUAAGCGCCUGGUCAAGUCCAUCACCUCGGUCAAGCACCCGGGCCGUAAGAUCUACAUGCUGGCCCACCUCACGCCCUCGGAGGAAGUCAGCGGCGGCCCGUGGCACACUGAUGGCGAGCUGGACAUCGAACUCAUAGAACAGAUCUCCACCGUCAUCCUCAACUACGUCGAGCAGAACAGCUGGGUUGAGCAAAAGCCUCACCAUGUCUCCAAGGCCGACAUCAAAAGGAAGAAGGAGCAAGCCCAGCGCAGCGCCAGCAAUGCUGUCCCCGAGGCUCCAAAGUACCGCCCCGCCCUUGGCCGCAGCGGUGGCCUCCUGCUUCCACACCCCCCUGGCUACCGUAACUACCCGACCGCUUCGUCCAUCCUCGAGUUCAUCGAGAAGUCCGGCGUGAUAGAAGGCGUCGUCAUCCGCGAGAUGGAUCUCCGGUCGCUGCUCGACAACAUGGUUUUUGACGGUAAGAUCGAGCGCAUGGGAGCCAUGGGCUACCGCAGCGUGCGCGGCGCCAUGGAGGCCGCCAACGAUGCAGAGUUGGCCGAGGGCUACGGCAACGGCCUUACCCAGGCCCCCUGCGGCCGCUGCCCUGUCUUUAACUUGUGCGAAGAGGGUGGUCCCGUCAGUGCCAGCAACUGCGAGUAUUUCGAGGAGUGGCUCAAGGUGGCUUCGUAG
Lasiodiplodia theobromae is the source of this 1041-nucleotide messenger RNA. RefSeq names its product DNA-directed RNA polymerase iii subunit Rpc6. Gene Ontology annotation, cellular component: RNA polymerase III complex. The record is from RefSeq and is a predicted model, not a curated record. The transcript has 2 exons. The coding region runs from base 1 to 1041 and encodes 346 amino acids. Lineage: Eukaryota; Fungi; Ascomycota; Dothideomycetes; Botryosphaeriales; Botryosphaeriaceae. Gene Ontology annotation, biological process: transcription by RNA polymerase III.